This is a messenger RNA of Menidia menidia (Atlantic silverside), 1209 nucleotides long. Lineage: Eukaryota; Metazoa; Chordata; Actinopteri; Atheriniformes; Atherinopsidae. The record is from the annotation of a GenBank genome assembly.
CUGCGCCGGUGCAUAAUCCAGCCUCCUUCUCACCGGGGAACAGUGGAGUCGAAGCGGAGGCUGCCAAAGGAGACGGGCGGAGACGCGCUUCAUCCAGCCACUAUGGAUGUUUUAGAGGAAGACGGCUACUACGGUGAAAACAUCAGUGUCAGCUACGAUGACUAUCCCACCCUGUGCGAGAAGGAGGAGGUCCGCUCCUUCGCCGGCGUCUUCCUCCCGACCGUCUACGGCCUGUGCCUGGUGGUGGGACUGGCUGGAAAUGCGGUGGUGGUGGCCCUCUACGCCUACCACAAACGCCUCAAGACCAUGACGGACGCCUUCCUGACCCACCUGGCCGUGGCCGACCUGCUGCUUCUCCUCACGCUGCCCUUCUGGGCCGCCGCCGCCGCCCGGGGCUGGGAGCUGGGCGAGCCCCUCUGCAAGCUGGUGUCGGCCUGCUACGCCGUGAACUUCAACUGCUGCAUGCUGCUGCUGGCGUGCAUCAGCCUGGACCGUUACCUGGCGCUGGCCCGGGCCCGGGGCGGCGCCGGCGCCGGCGUCGGCCGGCGGCUCCAGAGGGCGUUCGCCAGGGGGAACUGCUGGAAGGUGUGCUCGGCCGUUUGGGCCACGGCCCUCCUCCUCGGCGUUCCGGAUCUGGCGCUCUCCGAGGUGGUGAGGUCCACGUCCGGCCGCAACGUCUGCCUGGCCUCCUACUCUCCGUCGCUGGGGCGAGUCGGUAAGGCCGUGCUGGAGGUGGCGGAGGUGCUGCUGGGCUUCCUGCUCCCUCUCCUGGCCAUGGCGGUCUUCUACUGCAGCGCCGGACGAGCUUUAAAGGACCUCCCCGUGGAGAGCAGAGGCAAGAGGUGGAGAGCUCUGCGGGUUCUCAUCGCGGUCGUGGGCCUCUUCGUCGCCACGCAGCUGCCGUACAACGUGGUGAAGAUGUACCGCGCCAUGGAUUUCGUGUAUCUUCUGGUGACCCACUGUGGGACGAGCAAAGCGCUGGACCGGGCGGCGCAGGUGACCGAGAGCCUGGCCCUCACGCACUGCUGCCUCAACCCCGUCCUGUACGCCUUCGUGGGCUCCUCCUUCAGGCAGCGCAUGGUAAAGGUAGCCAAGAGGUUUGGACAGAAGAGAAGGAUGAGAAACCGAAGGGAUCCUCCUGCAGAGGAGGAAGGAAUUGAUAUGUCUUUUAACAGUGCAUCCCAAGAGACAAACACAUUCUCAAUUUGA